AAGGGCAGCCGCUCCCAGCCCCGCACUUCGGUAACUCUGCUCCUUUCCUCCGACUCCCACAGCAGCCUCCACCAUGUCCAUCAAGAUGAGCAAAGUGUCCUACCGCACGUCCAGCAGCGCCGCGCCCCGCAACGCCGGCUUCAGCAGCUUCUCGUACAGCGGGGCUCCGGCGGGCAGCCGGGUCAGCUCCGCGUCCUUCAGCCUGGGCUCCAGCUAUGGAGGAGGCUCCCGCUUUGGCAGCGGCUACAGGACUGCCUAUGGAGGUGCAGGUGCGGGCUCAGCUGGCAUCACUCAGGUCAGCGUUAACCGCAGCCUGCUGGCCCCUCUCAACCUGGAGAUCGACUCCAGCAUCCAGCAAGUGAGGACCCAGGAGAAGGAGCAGAUCAAGACCCUCAACAACAAAUUCGCUUCAUUCAUUGACAAGGUACGAUUCCUAGAGCAACAGAACAAGAUGCUGGAAACUAAGUGGGGCCUUCUCCAGAACCAGAAGACAACUCGCAGUAACAUGGACGGCAUGUUUGAAGCAUACAUCAACAACCUGCGCCGGCAGCUGGACAACUUGGGGCAGGAGAAGUACCGCUUGGAAUCUGAUCUUGGCAACAUGCAGGGUAUGGUGGAGGACUUCAAGAACAAAUAUGAAGAUGAAAUCAACAAACGUACUGAAAUGGAGAAUGAAUUUGUCCUACUGAAGAAGGAUGUAGAUGAGGCGUACAUGAACAAGGUGCAGCUGGAAUGCAGACUGGAGGGGCUGACGGAUGAGAUUAACUUCCUGCGCCAUCUUUAUGAGGAGGAACUUCGUGAGCUUCAGUCUCAGAUCUCUGACACUUCAGUUGUUUUGACCAUGGACAACAACCGUAGCCUGGACCUGGAUGGUAUUAUUGCUGAAGUGAAGGCUCAGUAUGAAGAUAUUGCCAACAAGAGCCGUACUGAGGUGGAGAGCAUGUACCAGCUGAAGUACCAGGAACUCCAGGCUUCAGCCGGACGCCGUGGGGAUGACCUGAAAAACACCAAAACUGAGAUUAGUGAGCUCAACCGGUACAUCACACGGCUGCAGUCUGAGAUUGACGCUCUUAAGGCACAGCGCGCAAACCUUGAAGCACAGAUUGCAGAGGCAGAGGAACGUGGAGAACUAGCACUGAAAGAUGCCCGCUCAAAAAUGUCAGAAUUGGAGGCUGCUCUUCAGAAGGCCAAGCAUGACAUGGCUCGCCAACUGAGAGAAUACCAGGAACUCAUGAAUGUCAAACUGGCUUUGGAUAUUGAGAUUGCCACAUACAGGAAACUGCUGGAAGGAGAAGAGAACAGGUUGGAAUCUGGCGUUCAGAACCUCAGUAUUCAGACCAAGACCACUGGCUACUCAGGAGUUAGUAGCGCCUACAGCGGUGGACUGUCCAGCGGAUUUGGAGGAGGAAUUGGUGGUAGAAUUGGUGGAGAAUAUGGAGGCGGAUAUGGAGGCAAUUACAUGUAUUCCAGCAGCUCCUCACCACUGGAGACAUCUAGAGUCAAACGCAGCGUAGUGGUGAAGACAGUUGAGACUAAAGAUGGAAGAGUACUGUCUGAAUCUUCAGAUGUCUUCACAAAACCAUGAGCUCCUUUAUCACAGCAGCACAGCAAUGUCCCACGGCCAGGACUUUCUCAGAUGAGCCUUCUCCAAGGCAGAAAUCAGGACUGUUGGGCUAGAUGUCUUAAAAAAAAAAUAGAUUUAACUAAUCCUGGACAUUUUUAAAACCUGGAAAAUGCUGCCCCAUCUAGUGCCAUAAGAGGCACAUUAAUUCCUGACCAUAAAUGGUGCUCUCCCAAAUGUUACUGUUUACCUGUUUCUAAAGGUGGGAGGACAGGAGAAACAUGAAUGGCCUUGUUACUCUUGAGCACAUAUUCCCGAUAACUUGUACUGAUUUCCUCCCAGCAGGCUCAACUUAAGAUGGACUUGGAUGUGGGUCCAGCUGUGCUGUCUUCUUAACCUUUCUUUCCUCUUUCUGCUUUCUAUGCCAUCCUCUAACAAACUGUUAGCAAAGUAAAUCCUCUUGCAGAGUGCCUUAUCAUCCGUCCUUGUUGGGUGGAUACUGGAAGUGCUGAUCCUGAUGGGCACCUUCCCAAAAAAAAAAAAUCUGUUAAUAAAAAUUUGUUUUUAAAAA
Bufo bufo (common toad) is the source of this 2132-nucleotide messenger RNA. RefSeq names its product keratin 8 (gene KRT8). The record is from RefSeq and is a predicted model, not a curated record. The coding region runs from base 74 to 1585 and encodes 503 amino acids. NCBI's taxonomy places the organism in Eukaryota, Metazoa, Chordata, Amphibia, Anura, Bufonidae. Gene Ontology annotation, cellular component: keratin filament. The transcript is spliced from 9 exons.